This is a messenger RNA of Cordyceps fumosorosea ARSEF 2679, 1446 nucleotides long. Its product is annotated as acetyl-CoA acetyltransferase. Gene Ontology annotation, molecular function: acyltransferase activity. Lineage: Eukaryota; Fungi; Ascomycota; Sordariomycetes; Hypocreales; Cordycipitaceae. The transcript is spliced from 7 exons. The record is from RefSeq and is a predicted model, not a curated record. The coding region runs from base 1 to 1446 and encodes 481 amino acids.
AUGUCAACUCGAGCCACCCCCAUCCUUGUUGGCGUCGGCGAUGUUCGGAACAAGUCCAACAAGCCAGAAGAUGCCAUUGAGCCGUCGAAAAUGAUGAUCCGCGCCAUCCUAAGCGCUGCGCAAGACACCGGCCUCGAUGCCGGCGCCCAGAAACAGCUGCUCGCUGAUGCAGAUGGCUUGCGCAUCAUCCCGACGUGGACAUGGGCUUACAACGACUUGCUGAGUACCGUCGCGGAUGGCCUGGGGAUCAAGCCGACGACCAAGGUGAUGCCGACGCACGGCGGCAACCAGCCCGCCCUGCAGUGCGAUGAAGCGGCUAGGGCCAUCGCCGACCGCAAGAGCAAGGUGGCCAUCUUGACGGGCGGCGAGGCAAUGGCGUCCCGUGCUGGUCCGCGACACUCGGUUGGCCUGCCCAUCCACGUGUAUCCUCUGUAUGAGAAUGGUCGCCGUGCGCAUCUGCGCCAGACUGCGCAGCAGAACAAUCAGGAGUCGGCCACCCUGUAUGCCUCAUUCGACGAGAUUGGCUCCAAGAACCAAUAUUCCUGGAACUAUGGCGAGAAGCCCAAGUCGGCUGAAUUCAUCGGCUCCGUCUCCAAGCGGAACCGUAUCAUCUGCGACCCUUACCCGCUGCUGAUGAAUGCCUUUAACGGUGUUAAUCUGUCCGCUGCUUGCAUCCUGACAUCGACAGAGCACGCCGAGAAGCUGGGUAUCCCCAAAGACAAGUGGGUGUAUAUUCUUGGUGGCGCCGGCACUCAUGAAAAGGAUAACUUCUGGGAACGACCUGGGUUUGCUAGUAGUCCAGCCAUUACAAACUCUCUCGAUUCUGCGCUGCAGGUAUCUGGCCUGACAAAGGACCAGAUUGGCGCCUUUGACUUUUAUUCAUGCUUCCCUAUUGUUCCCAAGCUUGCAUGCGACCAUUUCGGACUCUCCCCGACCAGCCCAGAGAAGCCAAUUUCGCUGCUCGGCGGACUCACAUCCUUUGGAGGCGCUGGCAACAACUACUCUAUGCAUGCGCUCACGGCCAUGACGCGUGAGAUUCGUAGCCGCAAGUACAAAAACGGCUUGAUCCUUGCCAACGGCGGCAUGCUCACGCACCAAUACGCCGUCUGCCUCUCCGCGCAACCGCGCCGGGACGGACGAGACUAUCCCUCCAAGAAUCCGCUGCCGCUCGUCGUGCCAGAUCCGGCGCCACCAUUCGUCGAGGACGCCAACGGCCCCGCCACCAUUGAGACUUACACGGUUGAAUAUGAUCGCUCGGGGGCACCCAGCCUCGGACACGUUGUCGGAAGGCUUAAGACUGGCGAGCGCUUCCUGGCGAACCACGGCGAUGAAGCUACGCUGGAGAGGCUCGCCCAGCGCUCCGCGGAGCACAUCGGCGAGGCCGGCGUCGUGCGCAAGGAGGACGACAGGAAUCUCUUUUACUUUGCCGCCAAGCCGAACCUGUAG